AGGAAAACCGGUAAAUAAAAAGCCAGGGCAGAAGAAAGGAAAAAAUAAAAAGCCUGACCAGAAAAAAAAUAAUCGUAAGAGACCGGGACAAAAACGACCAGGAUCCAAAAAGCCAGGAGGGAAAAGACCCGGUAAGAAAGGCCCUGGAUUGAAAAAGCGUGGACCUCAACUGAAAGCAAUGAAUAAUUCCUUAACUGUCAUCGAGGGGUCCCUUGCUGUUUUGAGAUGCACUGCACGAGUGCCCGCAGGUGGUGGUCAGCCAAUCAUCAGCUGGUAUCGAUCAAGCAAAUUGAUUGGCUGUUCCGACAAGAAGAACUCAAAAUGCUCUUCAGUUAAGCCUUAUCUUAUCAACUACAACAUUGGAAGUGGUAAAAGAAAAAGAAGUACGUCUUAUUUAAAGAUUAAGAAAACCAAACGCGCUCGUGAUAAGGGUAUUUAUGUGUGUACGGCACGUAACAAACAUGGGACAUCUCGCGUGACCAUUCGACUAACGAUUAAGAAACGUCGUUCUUCAUAGGCCACGCAGCUAGCAGGAAAGAUCUGUCCAUACUAGUUUUAAAGGUGACGAUUUGUAGAAGAGGUGGGUAACAAGAUUUUUAUAGUGAAGGGAGGGUUGAGGAGGAGAGGGAAGUACUCUAGCUAAUAAUAGAAACAUCCAAAGGACCGAACAUUAUACACGGUGCCUGCAAUGUCACAUCUAUGACCAAGAAACCUUUACUGCAACCAAUCACGCUGAUCAACACGUAUUUCAUUAGUAUGACAAGUGGUCGCUUCUCAAUGAUCUAAAUCUUUUUUUGUGAAGGUUUCCCGUCACUAUUGAUGUGAAAAAAAAAGUGUGACCAAGGUGCGACGCUGUUAUGACUGGCACACGACGCGGACAUUGGGCGGAAUAUUCACAUGCACAAGACACGGGGGGGGGGGGGGGGGGG
This is a messenger RNA of Actinia tenebrosa (Australian red waratah sea anemone), 929 nucleotides long. RefSeq lists its product as uncharacterized. NCBI's taxonomy places the organism in Eukaryota, Metazoa, Cnidaria, Anthozoa, Actiniaria, Actiniidae. The record is from RefSeq and is a predicted model, not a curated record.